CUGUCAAAAAGUACAUAUGGGUGUGUGGAUGUUUUCCAGAGUUACUGUCUGCCAUUAUUUAACAUUAAUUUACUAAAUAACAUGAAUUAUUGAACAGAAACAUUUGGGGGUUCUAAUAAUGAUUUUACUUUGUGUUGAACAGUCACUGAUUUGUUUGAUCUUUACAAAAUCCCAAUUUUGUAAGCAUAAUUUUGUCAUUUCUAAAUAUCAUUGACAUGGGCAGUAGCAUAAGCAAGCUUGAAGAUCUGUUGUACUGGUUUAAGGUUUUUUGUGUAAUUGAGAUGAUUGACACAACCAUGUUGAGCAGGACAUUUUACAAGCCCAGAAAUGUCAUAACCCAAAACUAGUUUGAAAUACUGUUGUAACUAAGUAUAUACUUUUUGUGCUGGGAACUUUCAUGGUCAAACCAUUAGUCUGAAAUGGCUAAACGAUAGCUUUAUUUAAUAAUUAUUAUUAUAUCAGUUAUUUUUUAACCAAUCCGGCAGUCUAAACGGUUAGACUGUCGCAAAGAAAUGAAAGUAAUGGUUGUCAUGCUGCGUCACGUUGUUGCUUAGGUAGUCGUCAAUAAAUCCGUUGUAGAAAGACAGGGCCGAGAAACGGCACAUUUAUAAGGGUAAAUUAAAAAACAAUAAGAUACAACAUAGGACGAGUUAUAGGUCUAAAAUCAUGUUAAUUUAGCUCCCUUCACUCAUAAUUACCCAUUAUGUUUUGGAAACGAAACCAAUUGUGGUUUAUAGAUUUCAAAUCUCCCCGAAAGUGUCUCAUGUUUUCGAAAAAUACUUCCUGAUACAUUUGUCACAUGACAUCGGGUUUCACUAGUGGAAUGUAGUUUACGGCUAUCCCCUUAAACAUGGACACAUAACCAUAAAACGGAUGUAUCUGUCGUUGUGGUGACAUGACAGCAGCUUGUGCCUGUGGAAAGUGCUUACCAUCAUGUCUCUCUCGGGCCGCCGCACCUCUGUGUUCACGUUCCAGUCAGCAGUUCACAGCUCCCAUGUUCUUACCCGCCUGAACGAUCAGAGGUUGAGGGAUGUGUUGUGUGACAUCACCCUUGUGGUUGGUGGCAGGACUUUCCGGGCUCACUGCUCGGUGCUGGCCUCAUGCAGCGACUACUUCCACAGCCGGAUCAUCCACAACACCCGUCCCAGCAUGGUGCUCAAUCUGCCUGACCAGGUGACAGUGGAAGGAUUUGAACCAUUGCUCCAGUUUGCCUACACCUCCCAGCUGCUUUUUACAAAAGACAACAUCCUGGCCAUCCACAAGUGUGCCAGUUUACUAGGGUUUCACAACCUGGAGACGUCUUGCUUCGACUUCCUCUUACCCAAGCUCCAGGAAGGCAGUAGGACCACCGAUACAACCGAGGAGCCCAGGCGAGGAGAAUUCUGUCUGGCCCAGGGAGGGUCCCCUAAUGACAGUUUAGGCCACAAAUCAAACAAAGGCAGAGACGGCAAGUCCUCGUCCAGUGUCCAUAUAGCUUACAGUACACGUUGUGGGUCUCAGAAUGCUCCACCCGACCUGGGCGCUCCACCCGACCUGGGCGCUCCACCCUGCAACAGUAUAACCGUGAGAAGAGACAGAGACCCAGACAUAGCUGUGAACGCCCAGCACCAGAGCACCAUUCCAGAGCAGUUCUGUCUGCAGACAUGUGGUCCUCACAUGUCACCCUUAUCUGUCGGGGGACUUACACCUUCCGGGGGUGCUGACGUUGGUGUGUGCCCCGUCCUAGCCCUGCCAUGUCCUGGUGGAAGUAACUCCCAGGCAGGCCCUGGCUCUGCCGCCACGCUCAGUGUCAGAGACAUCCAAGACAUGACAGCAGCAGUGUGUCCGAUGGCAAGGAAUCAGGGUGAGGGGAAUCCAAGCCAAUGUCCGCCCUCCUCUGACAUUCGCCCAUCUGUCCUGAUGGAGGCAGGAGAUGGGGAGAUGGAUAGUGAUGUGCCUGUUGUUGGGAGUCUGCUGGGUGAGGCGAACCCGGGGUCACUGGGAGGCUCCGGGCCGGGAGAGAACGCUGAUCUGCAGCUGCCUGUGUUCCAUCUGCUGGCUACAGAUGAAAGUCCAGCGGAGAGAGAGGCGGAGGACACUGGUGGAUGCCCUGUGUUCCUCAGGGAGCCAAGAGGAUCAGGUCGAGAACCUUUAUUAGAACAGAGAGGGCAGCCUUGUCCGGUUGUAGGGGCUCAUUUCCCUGAUUCCACCCUCAGUGACGCUGGCCUCUCAGACCCCUCACUCUGUGGUCUGAAAUCGGAGGAGGGGGGAUUUGGACUCGUAGAGCGGACCAGCGUCGAGAGGGAGGUGGCGGAACAUUUAGCCAAAGGAUUCUGGCCUGAUCUAAACCCCUUACAGACGGACCCUCCCUCUAAUCUCUCUAAUCUGGAUCCCAUGGAAAACCAAGAUCUAGGGAGAGUUCCUCAUCUGGAUCCCAUGGAAAACCAAGAUCUAGGGAGAGUUCCUCAUCUGGAUCCCAUAAGUAAUAGAGGUUUGAGGAGACUUCCUACUCUGAACACCAUGGAGCGCAGUGGUCUUGGGAAGGAUGCAGACUUCCACUGGCAGCUGGACCUAACCUCCAAUCCCGGGGACUGUCCCUUCCUAAGGGAACUGGGGACUGGAGAGGUAGUAGGGAUGGAGGUAAUGGGAGAGGAUGGAGGGAUAGAGGAGAUUGGAGAGGGAGGCGGGAUGGAGGACAUGGGAGAGGGAAGAGGUAUUGAGGGUAUGGAAAGGGCAGUGGAGGAAAAUGAGUUAGAAGAGACUGUAGAGGGCCGAACACCUGGAGGAAACGACAGCCUUUCCCAGUCAGAGAAGAGUCCCUACAUGUCGUCUGUUAACUCAGGAGAGGACUCUGAUCCAGACACAGACGGAGAUACGGAGAGAGAGGCCAAUGACAGGAGAGCACAAGAGGUUUGUCUACCCUUCCCGGUGGAUCAGAUCUUGUCGGUCAGCCGUAGUGCCUUUCAGCAACUCAUCAGACGGCAGCAUCUGACCCCGGAACAGUUAGAGUUUGUCCAUGACGUCCGACGCCGUAGUAAGAACCGCGUGGCCGCCCAGAGAUGUCGGAAGAGGAAGCUGGAAGGAAUCAGUAAACUGGAGAAUGAGAUCAGCACUUUGAAUAGAGAGAAGAAGAGGUUGAUGGAGGAGCGUGUCAUGCUACAGAGGAACAUGGAAGAGACGUUACAGAGUCUAACUGGUCUCUGUCAGAGCGUUUGUCCUGAGCCUGACCUAGCCAAGUACUGCCCUGACUUCCCUGUCUCAGCCCUGCUCACUCCGCUGGCCUCCCCAUGCCUUCCAAUCUCCUCCUCCUGCCUACCCCCAGAAAAGGAACAAUGCCAGGUGGAGACUUCCUCUGAGAACCUCUCAACUGUCCCUGCAGAUCGGACCCCAGGUCCUUCCAUCACAACCGCAGCCCCAGACCCAUGCCAACCUCAGCCUGCCAUAGAGAAUUUCCCCUCAGCCUGCCAUAGAGAAUUUCCCCUCAGCCUGCCAUAGAGAAUUUCCCCU
This is a messenger RNA of Esox lucius (northern pike), 3486 nucleotides long. RefSeq lists its product as uncharacterized. Gene Ontology annotation, biological process: regulation of transcription by RNA polymerase II. Gene Ontology annotation, molecular function: RNA polymerase II cis-regulatory region sequence-specific DNA binding; DNA-binding transcription factor activity, RNA polymerase II-specific; protein binding. The transcript has 5 exons. The coding region runs from base 934 to 3474 and encodes 846 amino acids. Lineage: Eukaryota; Metazoa; Chordata; Actinopteri; Esociformes; Esocidae. The record is from RefSeq and is a predicted model, not a curated record.